AUGCCUGCAGAACGCGAAAUUGCGCUCCCGGGCGACCGUCUGUCGCUGAAGGAUGCCGACCCCGAAAUUUACGAGCUCCUCCAGGAGGAGCGCCAGCGUCAGCGAGAUUCCAUCAACUUGAUUGCAUCGGAGAACUACGCCAGUAUUGCAUGUAUGGAGGCCACCGGUUCCGCCUUCACCAACAAGUACGCCGAGGGUUACCCUGGACGUCGCUACUACGGCGGUUGUGAAGUGAUUGACAAGAUGGAAACCCUGUGCAUGGAGCGCGCGCUGAAAGCCUUCCACCUGAACGAGGAGGAGUGGGGAGUGAAUGUACAGCCCCUGUCAGGAAGCCCGGCCAACAUGGAGGUCUACAUGGCCCUUCUUGAGCCCCACGACAAGAUUAUGGGUCUUCGUCUAGCUUCUGGUGGUCACUUGACCCACGGUUUCUACGUCGGAAAGAGAAAGAUCUCUGCAUCGUCGAUGCUGUACUCGUCCUUGCUGUACGACGUGGACAAGGAGACUGGCCUAUUGGACUACGACCAGCUCGAGGCGCUUGCGAAGGCAUACUGCCCCCGUUUGAUCAUUGCGGGUGCUUCCUGCUACACCCGUUACUGGGACUACAAGCGAUGCCGUGAGAUCGCCGACAGCGUUGGCGCCUACCUGAUGGCCGACAUCGCUCACAUUGCGGGCAUCAUUGCCGGUGAGGAGCACCCGUCGCCGUUCGAAUACUGCCACGUCGUAACUUCGACUACCCACAAAACGCUGAAGGGUCCUCGUUCCGGUUUGAUUUUCUACAACAAGAAAUGGGACCCCACCAUUGGCGACAAGAUCAACGCUGCGGUCUUCCCCGCGAUGCAGGGUGGCCCUCACAACAACACCAUUGCCGGUCUGGCCGUUCAGCUGAAAACUGUGAUGUCCCCUGAGUGGAGGGAGUACGUGAAGAAGGUCGUCGAAAACGCACGCGCCUUGGCUGCCGAGUGCGAGAAACGCGGCUUCGGGAUUGUCACUGGCGGUACCGACAACCACACCGUGAUCGUGAACAUUAAGCCCUUCGGCGUGAACGGAAACAAGGUUGAGCAUGUUUGCAACGCCGCGAAUAUCACGCUGAACACGGCCACCGUGCCCGGAGACACGACGAUGUUGAACCCUUCCGGCGUGCGCUUGGGAAGCCCCGCCAUGACAUCUCGUGGCGCCACCCCCGAAGACAUGGCUGUCAUCGCCGAGUUCAUCCUCGAGGCUACACGUAUCGCUCAAUCGCUGCAAGAGGUUCACGGCGCCAAACUUGACGCUUUCAAGGCCGGAGCCGUUGGCGACGCGCGCAUUGCCGAGCUACGCCGCAAGGUCACGGAGUGGAUUCGCAAGUUCCCGAUUGUCGGUUAA
Babesia ovata is the source of this 1362-nucleotide messenger RNA. RefSeq names its product serine hydroxymethyltransferase. The transcript is spliced from 4 exons. Bases 1 to 1362 code for a protein of 453 amino acids. Gene Ontology annotation, biological process: folic acid metabolic process; L-serine catabolic process; tetrahydrofolate interconversion. Gene Ontology annotation, molecular function: serine binding; glycine hydroxymethyltransferase activity; zinc ion binding. Lineage: Eukaryota; Apicomplexa; Aconoidasida; Piroplasmida; Babesiidae. Gene Ontology annotation, cellular component: cytoplasm. The record is from RefSeq and is a predicted model, not a curated record.